Molecule: messenger RNA, 2637 nt
Organism: Fusarium fujikuroi IMI 58289
Lineage: Eukaryota; Fungi; Ascomycota; Sordariomycetes; Hypocreales; Nectriaceae
Exons: 2
Coding region: 1-2637 (878 amino acids)
Biological process (GO): positive regulation of transcription by RNA polymerase II; hippo signaling
Cellular component (GO): nucleus; cytoplasm
Molecular function (GO): transcription coactivator activity; protein binding; chitin synthase activity
Source: RefSeq, a predicted model, not a curated record
AUGUCGGACCCUAUCACCGCUUCAAUACAGAUCGGCAUCUCAGCCGUAAAAGCCGGCGCAAGUAUAGCAACAUGGUGGGAACUACGCCAGAGAAACAAACGUGAAGAAGGACAGGGAUCGACCUCGAGUGGAAGAGGCGCUGGCCUUGAUGAGAUCUACUUGGUCUUUGCGUCUUUGGGCCAGCGCUUGAUGGCACUCGACGUCGUCAAUUACGAUGCUUUGCCCGAGGCCCUUGCCGCUGUCAAGGUUGCGAUGGACAUUUCAGAGGAUGAUCUCACUUACGAGUUGGAGCGUCUUGAUCCCAUUCUUCAGUAUCUAAUCGCCUGCGGCUUCAUGUUCUGCGCGGCUUGUCACCCCAUGCCCAUCUACUACGGAUAUGGCUGCGGAGUCAUGAAUGACACAAACUGGAGUAACCCUGAGAACCCGACAUACUGGAAUCUGGACAUCGACCAGGCCAUAGCCUAUCUGAAGAGUGUCCCGCACCCUUUCCAACUGCUCAAGAAGUCGCCUUCUCGCAUCGGACACAGUGUACCGUACUACGAGAAGUAUGACAAAAAAGCCUUGAAAGCCGAUGCUGCGGCCGUUACAGAUGUGUUGAAACAAAUCGAGAAGGUCGGAUAUCCACAGCCACUACCGCCAAACGACAAAAUUCGCAUCAAUACAUGGAGUAUGCCCUUUGCUACAUACGGAGGUUCAGUCAUGUAUGCCAACGUCGGCCAUGACACUUCACUCCUUCUGACUUGGCAGCUUGACCCCGGGCGGUUUCUUUACGCGUGGACUGUCGGUGAGCGUGCUGACCUGCGACCCGGAGAAGCAGUUUUAUUGCAGGACGAGCAUAUUGGAGCGUUGGCAUCCUGGCUCGAGGGGUUGAAUGGAAUCACGUUCAAGGUGCUUUUGGACUCAGACCUUGACUGGUCCAAGCUCAAGCUCAAGUCUUCAACGAAGAAAUAUUAUAUAGCACAAUCUGGGGACGAGUACAACAUCACAGGUAUCCCCGAUAUUAUUGUACGGAAUCCUGACCCAACUGCGCUUUUGGCUGCAAGGCUUGAUACGCUUCACAUGAUAUCAGUAUCAGUGCCUUUUACCAAAGCGAAGGAACAAGCUACGACUUCACAAGCACCAUCAUCUCCUACUCCUAGCUCUCCCCAACCACCAAGGGUAUUCAGCUCUCCCCCUACAUCGCCACAAUCAGAGUCUACCAUAUCCCCAUGGUCAAUGCCAGAAAAGGCGGCCCAGACCCAGUUUCAUCAAGAGCCCGACGUUCAACCCACGUUACCUUGGGUCGACUCUACGCCAAUGACACCAACCAGCCCUCAUGUUUCUAUACCGCACAAUGCUACCUCGGAUCCAUUAACUCCUCUUCCGAAAGGAUGGGAGUCCCGACUCACUCCUGAUGGGCAGAUUUAUUACGUCAACCAUAGCGACCAAACCACGUCAUGGACCAAACCUGUCAUUCCUACACUCGCUCCGCUGCCACCUGGUUGGCAGGAAAUGCACACACCAGAUGGGAUACCCUACUAUGCCGACCACAAUACACAAACGACAUCGUGGGAGCGACCACCGCCUGCUGAGUCAACUCUGCCGACUUAUCAGUCUAUUGGUGCAAGAAAGUCUGUAUCCCUGAGUACAACGAGCACCACGUCCAGCAUGCCCUUUUCUGAUAAACGCUCAUCCGUGAGCAUGCAGUCGGAGGCUACAACAAUCGUGAGCAAUUCUCAACAAAGUCGCGUCAAGCUGAACAACUACUCCAAUCCUUACCCUCAAAGACCUCGACAAUUGCUCAACCCUUAUCUAUAUCCCGCAAAGGGGAAGACGGCAUGCUGGGUGUCAGAUGUUCCCGUAACACCUGAUAUCUAUCAAAAGCUACCAUCUGAUCAAUAUGAGACGUCAUACAUCAGGCAUACCGCCCUUGCAGGUCAACCUACAGACCUCCAGAAGCUAGAGUAUUCUCUCCGCCAGAGAGGUCGCACUGAGCUUGUUAUCGGCUUGAAUUUGCAUAAUGAGUCAACUUUCAAGCGCGAAGUCAUCAAUGGUCAGCUGAUAAAGUCUCUUGGAAGCAUCUUGGAGGUACUGCGAACACAUUCAUUCUGUCAAGAGUUCAAUCAAAGAUGCAAGGGCUCGCCGCUAUCUGGCAUUGUUGUUUGUAUCCUGAUUCAUCAAGAUCGCAUGAAAGAUAUCCCAUGGCUGCGCCAGACCGGCAUCAGCUUCAUGUGGGAUAUUCCUUCUUCCGUGCCUCUUACUGACAGUAAAAAGGCUGAUGGCCAAUUCUACGACGAUGCUCACAAAGCCACCCGCAAGAUCCUCGGUAAAGAGGUGAAAUUGAAUCUGAAUGAGUAUACGACCACAUUCCACCUACAAGACUGGGAACGAAGUCAUGGACUUAUGCCUGAUGUUGUCUCUGGUGCAGACCCAGUACAUGUUGUGCUAUGCUCUACUUAUCGUUCAUGGACGGGGUCUUACGCCGCAGACUCUUUUAAGCAUGUUUGCAACUUACUCGAUGCCAGAUUGUGCAUUUCUGUCCCAGGUGGAGCGACUGUGACCGGUGGUUCCCUUGAGAAACAAUGGCAGCUUUCACAAUACAGGAAGAAACCAGCCGAGUCAGGGCAAGAUGCCCAUUGCGAGGAGUAUAUGGGAUAA